Molecule: messenger RNA, 1210 nt
Organism: Chionomys nivalis (European snow vole)
Lineage: Eukaryota; Metazoa; Chordata; Mammalia; Rodentia; Cricetidae
Gene: Bola2b
Product: bolA family member 2B
Exons: 4
Coding region: 375-635 (86 amino acids)
Biological process (GO): intracellular iron ion homeostasis
Cellular component (GO): cytosol; nucleus
Molecular function (GO): 2 iron, 2 sulfur cluster binding
Source: RefSeq, a predicted model, not a curated record
UUGACAGUGAAUCCCACGUACACGCGGCCCCGAUGCCGAGGGUUCUGGCAGUAGAGCAGAAAAAAGCACUCGAGGGUGAUCGUCCAGCGCGCUGGAAACCCGACAGCGCCGCUUGGUGCGCCGCCUGCUGGCAGGAGGAGGAUGUGCAAACGCGGCCGCAGCGCCCGCGGCCCUCCAGCUCGGCUCCGAUUGGCUAACUGCUGGGGCGGAGCCUCCCAAGCGUUGCGACUUCACCUGUGCCAGGAGACGGAAGUGCUGCCUUCCAGGCCGCCUCAGGAAGGGCGGAAGUGAGCGGCGUGAGAGGAAGUGGCUUCAAUGAGGGCGGAAGGCGGGGCUCUGGGCACGCCUGCCUGUUCCUCCACCGGGCUGUGGCUAUGGAACUCAGCGCGGAGUACCUCCGCGAGAAGCUGCGGCGGGACCUGGAGGCAGAGCAUGUGGAGGUGGAGGACACGACUCUCAACCGUUGCGCGACCAGCUUUCGAGUCCUGGUGGUGUCCGCUAAGUUCGAGGGAAAGCCAUUGCUCCAGAGACACCGGCUGGUGAAUGAAUGCCUAGCUGAAGAGCUCCCGCACAUCCAUGCCUUUGAGCAGAAAACUCUGACCCCAGAGCAGUGGACCCGAGAGCGGCUGAAAUGAGGGACCCGGGCCUGAACAGCCAUUAAAUUGUAAAUCAGGUCCAUUUGGUGUCAGUGUGCUGUUUGAGGUCUCUGAGGCUGAGUCAGGUACUUGGCUUUCCCCUCCCCCCUCCAUCAUUGUUUGGGUAUUGUCCUGUCCUUUAGUCUCUGCCGAGGGUGUCUGUCACCAAGGUCCGCCCUCAGAAAGCUGGGUGUUCCUGCUCUGCCAACCGCCCAGGACCAGAAACCCUCAGCUUUUGAGAGAGAGAGAGAGAGAGAGAGAGAGAGAGAGAGAGAGAGAGAGAGAGAAGAUACACGAUACACGAUUCCUGUCAGUCUCUUUUCAGGCCUCAGGGGACAUGGUAUUCAAUCCAGUUCCUCCACAUCUAAUCUUCUUUGGUUUUGUCUUGUUUUGUCUUGGAGACGGGAUCUCAAUGUGUUUUCCAGACUGUUCUUAGAUUCAUGAACUCAGAUGGUCCUCUCGCCUCAGUCUUCAUGCAGCCGUGACUCAGAUGUCUAUCACCACACUCAGUUCCUAUCCAUAUUGUCAAAGCCUGUCUCUGACACUUAGCGCUGUUACCUCCGCCUCCACCUUCU